AUGGCAUCGCUACCGAGAAAACGAAUCAACGCUGCACGACCAUUUGCAUCAUCCAGCGUCGAUUAUUGCGGUCCAUUCACAGUACGAAUUGGCGCAAAACGUUCCCGCGCCACGGUUAAGACAUACUUGGCCAUCUUCAUCUGCAUGGUAGCGAAGGCGGUACAUAUUGAGGUCGUCGAUGAUCUCUCAUCACAGGCGUUUCUGGACGCGUUUACAAGAUUUGUCAGUCGACGUGGGCCAUGCCUCGAACUUUUCAGUGAUAAUGGUCCUGCUUUCAUUAGCGCCAAUCGCUUACUACAGGAAGAGCUGGUUGCAUGGCAAAACAAAGGCAACCAGCAGUCUUUAGCAAAUAUGGGCACUCAUUGGCACGUUAUCACGCCUAGCGCUACCCAUCAAGGUGGACUCUGGGAGGCUGCCGCAAAGUCCGCUAAACAUCAUCUGGUGCACUUGGUUGGAGCACAAGCGCUAUGGCAUAGCCAACUUCAAACAUUGGCGAACGGAUUGAGGCGUGCCUGA
Molecule: messenger RNA, 516 nt
Organism: Rhagoletis pomonella (apple maggot)
Lineage: Eukaryota; Metazoa; Arthropoda; Insecta; Diptera; Tephritidae
Exons: 1
Coding region: 1-516 (171 amino acids)
Biological process (GO): DNA integration
Molecular function (GO): nucleic acid binding
Source: RefSeq, a predicted model, not a curated record